Molecule: messenger RNA, 2424 nt
Organism: Metopolophium dirhodum (rose-grain aphid)
Lineage: Eukaryota; Metazoa; Arthropoda; Insecta; Hemiptera; Aphididae
Product: ATP-dependent RNA helicase DDX19B-like
Exons: 9
Coding region: 275-1669 (464 amino acids)
Biological process (GO): poly(A)+ mRNA export from nucleus
Cellular component (GO): nucleus; cytoplasmic stress granule
Molecular function (GO): ATP binding; RNA helicase activity; RNA binding
Source: RefSeq, a predicted model, not a curated record
AUCUCUAUUCUCUGCUAAAUAUAAUAAUAUAUGAUAAUACAUUAUACAUUCGGUAAUCGAUACAAGCAAUAACACUGAAAUCGAAAUUCAAAUUCACUUUCUAGUUUUGACUUCUUAACAGGUAUACGACCAGUAGGUGACUGUAAGACUGUAAGUCUCAAGUCAUGAGCGAUACGCUAUAAUUCACAGUCAUUCCGUUUGCGUAAUCGAAGUUUCCUAUACUCACAGAUACUCAUCCUAGGUUUACCACUAUUAUUUUUUAGUAUUUUUAAUCAUGGAAUCAAUCACCAAAAACUUUAAUAAUGCACACCUGGGUGACAAAGACUCAAAUGAUCCAACUGCGGAAACUCAAAGCAACACUUCUACCGAAGAUGACAAAGAAUUGCCAGCGUCUGAAAAAUCUUUAUUGCAGAAAAUUGUACGUACUGGUCUUAUAACAUCUAAACAUGACAUUGAGGUGCAAAGACGGGACCCAAAAUCACCAUUAUAUUCAAUCAAAUCAUUUGAGUUACUUAAACUUCAUCCAAAUUUGCUUAAAGGAGUUUAUGAAAUGGGUUAUAAUGCACCGUCAAAGAUACAAGAGACUGCAUUGCCUUUACUCUUGGCCAAUCCGCCUCAAAAUUUGAUUGCUCAGUCACAGUCAGGUACUGGAAAAACAGCAGCAUUUGUUUUGGCUAUGUUAAGUAGAGUUGAUCCGGAUUUGCAUUAUCCACAGGUAGUUUGUUUGUCUCCCACGUAUGAAUUGGCUAUUCAAACGGGGGAAGUAGCAGCAAAAAUGUCUACCUACUGUCCAAACAUUAGGUUAAGGUAUGCUGUUCGCGGUGAAGAUGUUGAUAAAGGUUCCAAAAUAGAGGAACAAAUAAUUGUGGGUACACCUGGAAAAGUUUUGGAUUGGGCAACAAAGUACAAAUUUUUUAACCCAAAACAUAUUAAAGUAUUUGUGUUAGAUGAAGCUGAUAUUAUGGUUGACACCCAAGGUCAUCAAGAUCAAAGUUUCCGCAUUAGAAAGUUACUACCAGAAACAUGUCAAAUGAUGUUUUUUUCGGCAACAUAUACAGAAGAUGUUAUGAGGUUUGCCAAUGCUAUUGCUCCUAUGUCUGUCAUCAUAAGAUUAAAACGUGAGGAAGAGACAUUAGAUAAUAUCAGACAAUAUUAUGUUAACUGCAACAAUAAAGAAGAUAAAUACAAUGCAUUAGUUAAUAUUUAUGGAGGAGUGACUAUUGGACAGGCUAUGAUCUUUUGUCAGACAAAAAAAAUGGCUUUAUGGUUAGUUAAUCAAAUGGCAGAACAAGGACAUGCUGUAGCUUUAUUAUCUGGUGAACUCACAGUCCAACAAAGAAUAUCUGUUUUGGACCGUUUCCGCGAAGGAAAAGAAAAAGUUCUGGUUACUACAAACGUAUUGUCUAGAGGUAUUGAUAUUGAGCAAGUCACAAUUGUUAUUAAUUUUGAUUUGCCUGUGACAGUCACUCGCGAUCCUGAUUUUGAUACAUAUUUACACAGAAUAGGACGUACUGGUCGUUUUGGUAAAAAAGGUAUUGCUAUUAACCUUGUAAGUGGUAGUUCGGAUCAUUUUGUAUUGAAACAAAUUGAAGAACAUUUUUGUAAACCUAUUGAAUGUUUGAAUACCGACAAUGCAGAUGAUAUGGAAAAAUUAGGAGCCGAAGAUUGAUUUGUAAUAAUUAUCUGUAAUAUUUUUCUUUAUUAUCUUUUAUUUUAAAUUGUACUAUAAAUUAUGGAUCAUUUAAACCUGUAUUAAGAAAGUGAUGUUAACUUGAUAAAUAUUUAGUGAUUUUUUGCUCAAAACAUGCUUUACGGACCACUAAACGACGCUAAAGACCACUAAGAGGUCUGAUUUGAUUAAUUUUUUUUUUCGUUGGAAAGGGGAUAUUUUUUUACAGGGUGCAUUGGACUUUGAUUUUUAAUUUUGUUGCUUAAAACAAUUAUAAUAAAAAUAACAAAAUCUUGUGAAAAUUGGUCAUAUUAAAAAUCGUAUUAUAUGGUUUAGAAAUAGAAUUUUUAAAAUCCAAGUCCAAUGCAACCUGUAAGAAGUGUUUCUCUUUAAAAAAUAAAAAUUUCAAAAUCAGAUCACUUUACGUGGCGUGAGAGUUUUUCCUGUAAGGCAUGUUUUUGAGCAAAAAAACAGGUCACGUGCAGGCCCCUUAAUUAAAAUUCAGAUUCAAAAUCUUUUCAACAAAAGUUGUUUUUAUACUAAUUUUUAAAUAAAAAUAAAAAUAAUUUAUCAUUAUAAGUAAACAUUUUUAUAUUAAAUACUUAAGUAUUUUUAUUUUUAAGUUUUGUGACAUCUAAAUUUUUACAUUUUGAUAAAAUAAAUAAAUUUAGAUUCAUUUAAUUUGAAUGAACAAAUGAUAGGUAUAAUAUUUAAAUCAACUGCUUGAAAAUAAAAAAAAAAUAUUUACUCAUUUA